Molecule: messenger RNA, 1704 nt
Organism: Entrophospora sp. SA101
Lineage: Eukaryota; Fungi; Glomeromycota; Glomeromycetes; Entrophosporales; Entrophosporaceae
Source: the annotation of a GenBank genome assembly
AUGAAAAAAGCACCUACUUUACCACCUGAAUGCCUUAAAGAAAUCUUCAAGUGUUUACAAAAUGAUCCGGGAACUCUUCAUUCGUGUCUUUUGAUAAAUCGAAGGUGGUGUCAAAGUUCUGUUGGAUUUCUAUGGCAAGAUCCUUUAAAAUACCUUAUGACAUUUAUAAAAAAAGCUCCAGAUUCGGAAGAGUUAUUUCAUUAUAAAACGAUGUUGGAAACGUUGAUUUCUGGUCUUUCUCCAGAAUCCAAAAAUAUACUUAAAAAUAUUGGUAUAGACGAAUCACUUUUAAAUACCAAACAAACAUUAUUUGAUUAUUUUAGUUAUUGUAAAGUUUUGAAAAGCGGCGUUCUGAAAAAAAUGAUCAACGAGGGACUUCACGAAUAUCAUAUUGAUAAGGAAGAAUAUCAAAAAGACCGUGAACUGUUUAUGGUUGAACAGGAAUUAUAUAAACAUUUUAUUAGCAAAGCAAAUUUUAUUGUUUCACUUACUCUAGACCCUAAGAUAAAGUUACAUAUACCUUAUUUUAGUGGAGCGGAUAAAUGUUUUUCAGAACUGAAAGAAUUAAACUGUGCUUCUGUUACGACUUCAGCAAUAUUUUAUGGAAUUGCACAGAUCUCAAAGCAUAUUGAAAAAUUGAUGAUCAAUCCUUGUUGUAAGGAUAACUUUGGCCUGAUUCAUUUGAUCCGUACUCAAGAGAAUCUACAAUGCUGUCGUCUUUUAACAAACUAUUCAAAUGACGACGAGUAUGAUUUUGAUUCAGAGUCGACUGAAGAUCUUUAUACUGAUGAAGAGUGUUAUGAAUUGGGACAAGCGUUGAUAACACAAUCAAAUUCUUUGACAUUUCUUGAAAUUAGCGGGACUUUUUGUAUACCAAUACUUGACGUAUUGUCAUUUAAGAAUUUGACGACUUUAAGAUACGGGGUGAAUUAUAAAAGUUAUACAAAUAAUGAGAUUGAAAAAUUGGUAUCAACCGGAUUUCCAAAACUUGAAAAUUUAAUUAUUUACGAUGGCGUGAUACCAUUAAAAAUUGUUAUUAGUUGGAUCGAGUUAUCGGAAGGAAAUCUUAAAAACUUAUAUUUAGGAACACAAUAUCGUGACAAAAUAGUUGGAUAUGUUGAGAACAUCAUCAAAUUAUUGACACGUUCAUGCCCAAAUCUUUUAUUUAUUACAACAUGGAUUAACACGGCUUGUUAUGAACAUUUAGAUCAACUAUUUAAAAACUGUAAAAAGUUAAAAGGAAUAUCGUUGAUACCGGUGAAAGGAGAAGGCGCGGAAGGUGACGAGUAUCUAAAGACACUAGGUGAAAUAUUACCAAGCUCAAUCAAAAUCUUGAGAUUAAGAACUGACAAAAAUGAAUGGAAAUUUACAAAUGAAGCAUUGAAAACAUUUUUCGAGUCAAGAAAAAGUAAUGGGCCUAUUUCAUUACAAAUGGUAAGCAAUAGCAGUUCAUCUAGUGUUCGUGGAUACAUCGACAUUAUUAAAAAAUAUCACGAGGAAGGGGCAUUAAGUGAGAUUAGACGGUUAUUUUAUAAUAAAGAUCACGAACCCAAUUGGAAACCAGAUGCCGGAUUUCAUUUGGAAGAAAGUUUGGACGCUGAUAAUAACGAUAAUUCUCCCGAUUCUUCCGAUGCAAACCUUUCUUAUGGUAACGAUUCACCCGAUGACUAUAAUCCCGAUUAUUCAGCCACUACAAUUCUUUAA